Messenger RNA from Porites evermanni, 9424 nucleotides. Lineage: Eukaryota; Metazoa; Cnidaria; Anthozoa; Scleractinia; Poritidae. The record is from the annotation of a GenBank genome assembly.
CACCUCGAGAACUAUUUAUGUUGCAAGAAAUUGAAAUUUUAUUUACACGUACGUGAUCGCUUCGAUGAGGAAAGAGUUAUCUUAAAUUUUUGACCGUCCACUGUACAGCCAUGAACAAAGUAGAGUUUGCUGUCUGUCGAAUCAAAGAAAAGCUUCCCGGGAAUCAAGGUUUUGCGACAAAGGGAAGUGGCUGUGUUGUUCACAGUGAGUCGCUUACUUCUUCGUGGGGUUGGAAAUGCCAUUAUUUCAUUGUCACUCCAAGCGUCGUGCUGUGUCGGGAAGAUCUAGCUUCAAACAAGGUCUUUUUGGCAGAAUUCCUGAGCAAAGAUAAACGAGGACUAGAAACUUUUGAGAUUAAGCAAAUGGCCGAAGUUUGCAAGGAUGUUGUUGGUCGGCGUUUGGAUAGUGCUGACCUCGAUCUAUAUCUGACCUUUUUAUCUGUAGAACCGUUAGACAAGCGUGGAUUUCUGAAAAGAAUGGUCAAGAAAGGCAGUUUGCAAACCUACCGACCACUGGAAAGCCUGGAAUCCGAAAAUAAAACGAUAGAAGAACUCACUGAAGGAUUAUUUUGCCAUGUCAUCGUUGACCUUUUUAGUGAUCAAGAAGCGACAAACUCGCCAUUCACAACUCAAACUUACAAACUCGUUUAUGAUUUCCAGACUCGCGAGUUUAGCCUUCAAGACUUUGGCGGAACGUUGAUACAUUUCAACAACGAAAUACCUCCAAUUGGCGCUGUCGUUUUCACCAAGAAAGGUGAAUUCGCCGGUCUCCUGCGGAACUUUUCAAGUGACUCGGUGACAGCGAUCUUUUUGCCGCAGCCCUUCAAAGCAGGUAUAAUUACCCUUUGCUCUGAAAAUCAGUGAUAUCGUGCGAUAAUUGUUUUGAAUCCGAGCCUGCCAUUUAAAUGAUUGUGUUUUAAGCUUCUUACAGUUUUAAUGACUUGUUUUGGAGUAAUCUUGCUUUAAUAUGUAUAACACACCGCAAUUAAAAUAUUGUGACUUGUGAUGUUAAUAGUCUUGGUCAGCAAUAUUAUCUAGAACUUUUCCGCAAUAUUUGCCAACAGAAACUUUAAGCGCUUAAGUUCCCCGAUUAAACCUUAUUUUUAGAGGUUUUGUGGUUAAGUUUGGAAUAAUUUCCUGCGUAUAAUGGUGCCCAUACAGCUGUAUUUUGCAGAACACUUAUUGGCUGAUUUAUGAUUUUAUGUAAACACACUGCCUUUCGUGAUGUUUUCAUAACCCACUGCGUUCACCAAUUUUUAUUCCCUGAGGGUACAUGAAGUGUGAAAGUUUAAAUGUUUUGAUUUCCUCUUUCUUCUUUGCCUUUCUUUUGCGACAUGCCAGGCUAUAAAAAAAUUCAAUAAAUAAAAAAUAACAAAAUUAUUCCAGCUAAAGGAAAUUGGAACCUCAACAUUCUAACCAACUUAGUAAAUUGUUUAUUCUGAACUUUGGAAUUAAUACAUUUUAAUAAUAAUAUUGAUUUUUGUUUUAGAGGAUGGUGAGAGAGAUGGCACAGCAUUAAGCACUAGAGAUGAAACAAGUGUUGAAAUUAAUGGAGAUGUAACAUCAGAAAUUACCUUGAAACAGGAAAUUCAACUUGAAUCCCAUUCUACCAAGUUAGUUGAUGACACCCCUCAUGCUGAAGGAUAUUCUGAAGAUGUUUUUCCACAGAAAAAUAGCAAUGUAUCACGACCUACUGAUAAUGAUGUUGACAGAGGGAACAAUAAUUAUCCUAACAGCGGGGAUGUUAUCCAAAAUGGAGGUGAUGAUAGAGCUGGGAGACAAGACAACAGUGGUGUGCUUGUGGUCAAGCAGUUUCAACAAUGUCCAGAAAAUCUUAUUCCUGGUAAUAGAGCUGAAAAUGUCGAAACUGAGAUGUUGUUAUUGUCUACAGACAACACAGUUGAAGUUAAAGAAUGUGAAGAGAAAGGUGGAUCAGGUUUUUUUGAUGAGACAGUGAACAAUAAUUAUUCUGAUGCAGUGGAAGAUAUCCAGAAAAAGGCAGGAGACUCUGGUGAGAAGCAAGUGAGCUGUGAUGGGCCAGGAAAAGCAUCUGUGGAGACAACAGUUCUGGAGGAGGGACAGGUACUUGUUUGCAAGACAGCCGAAGGUGAUGAUACAAUAAAAAGUGCAAGUGAUGUGCCAGAAAGGUUCUCUGAUGUAGAAGUAGAUCCUUACAUGGAGGAAGAACCUUUAGGCCAUCUUGAUAAGCAAGAGACUAGUGUACUGGUACAUGUUGGAGACCCUUGUUCACUUGAAAAUGGAUCAAGUGCCAUAGAGGAGCUUCCAGAUGAAUCCCACGGGGCGGUAAGAGCUGCUGAUUGUGAAGGCACCAUGUCAGACUCAACUGAGACUGCAACACAUGGUGGUGGAGUUGAAGUAGUAGAUGAAUCAACAUCCAGGGAGAGCAUCACAGGACAUGACAGCAGUUUAAUAACUGUCGUCCAAGGUAUCACUCUUUAGUCUUUGUUAUUCUUACAAAUUUCAGAAAAAUCAUGCAUGCAUUUAGCAGCAAAAUAAUAACCAGCAAUUAGGUAACAGUAUCCUCGCAAGGUACAGACAGUAUAUAGCAGAUGCGCAAAUGAUGACUUUCUUGUGUAGAAAAAUAAAUGUCUUCUAAGUGUCUUGUUCAAAUGAUUGUAUGACUGGUGGCAUGUGUGAUUUAGGCAGUUGCUAUUUCUUAAAUGGACGGAAGCUGUGUCCUUUGACUAUCCUGAGCGUAUUUCAUUACUGUCGAACAUUUAGUUGAGUACACCUCUGGUAAUCAAAGAGUUGAUCAUUUGUCCCUCCCGUUUUGUAGGUAAGAUCUGUUCUCAGGUGAAACCCCUAGUCAACCUAGCUUUCAUUUCGGAAUGUCCUUUGUUUCCAAGCUCUAAGAAUUAUUCAUAGGGGAUAAAGGAAUUUUGUUCUAUUGUGAGAAAAGAUUUUACCUACAUUAGAUACCUGACAUUAUCUGGUCAGUAGGGUGUCACCAUACAGGCUUAUUUCACUGUAAUAGUAAUCAAAGAUCAAUAAAUAGGCCACUUCCGAGUUACAAGAACCCUCAUUUUCAAAGGCUGAUCCCUUGUCCUCGUUUUGAUACAGAGGCCCGGGGAAACUCUGAAAUGGUGUAUUUAAUUUUCCUUAUUUUAAUCUAAUCUAUUGCUGCCCACCUAAACUUUUCCUCCCUCUGCUCUAUUUUUUCUGGAGAACCCUGGUAUCCCCCUACCCCCCUCCCCCUGGCUGUCAUUUGUCCAGGUUGAAAAAAUUCUCAGGUUAUGCUAGGGCAUCCACUACUCUUGAUAGAUUCAAGACAAAUUUGGUUACAUUCUCUUUCAUUUUUUUGCAUUAUGCUCUAGUAAUAUUUUUGUGAUUGCAAGGUAGUCACACAAUAUUUGGUUAGUUGUAGAAAAAGGAAUGAAAUUGGUUUUUCACGGUAUUGCUCUUUUGUAUGUGUUGAAACAUUAGUUACAUCAUUAUAUUGAUAACAAUGACUGAUGUUACUUUUAGUGGAUGGAACAUCUCUACCAGUGGAAACCAACAAAAGUAAAGAACAAGGAGAGCUUGAGGACUCUGAAACAAUUGUUUUAGAAAAGGUACCUUCAGAGAGUAAAGGUGUGUCUUCAGCAGAACAACCAGGCAUAUCUGGGGAACAGUCAACUGCAUGUUUUUCUGAUGAGGAUGAUGGACAGAUUACAGACCUCAAGAAAGAUACAUGUAUUCCUGCAGUUAAUCCAGGUGUCAUCUUUGAAGACAUGCAAGUGAGUGCAAACACAAAAACAGAAGGUGCAGGUGAAACAUAUUCUGCCCAGGUGCCCGUUAUCACUGUGGAGGCAAGUGACAUUGAUAAUCUGGUUGGUACAAAACCAGAAGAUUCAUGUGAGACAGAUUCUACUCAGAUGCCUGGUAACAUUGUUGAUAUUGAGCCAGGUGAUGUUUAUAAUCUGGUCUCUGUAAAGCCAGAAGAUGCGACUGAAACAGAUCCUACCCAGAUGCCUGGUAGCAGUGCUGUUGAUAUUGAGGCAGGUGACAUUGAUAAUCUGUUCGGUGCAAAGCCAGAAGAUGCAAGAGAAACAGAUCCCACCCAGAUGCCUGGUAGCAGCGCUGUUGAUAUUGAGGCAGGUGACAUUGAUAAUCUGGUUGGCGCAAAGCCAGAAGAUACAAGUGAAACAGAUCCUACCCAGAUGCCUGCUGGUAGCAUUGUUGAUAUUGAGACAGGUGAUGUUGAUAAUCUGGUCGGUGCAAAGCCAGAAGAUGCACAAGAAACAGAUCCUACCCAGAUGCCUGGUAGCAGCGCUGUUGAUAUUGAGGCAGGCGACAUUGAUAAUCUGGUCGGUGCAAAGCCAGAAGAUACAAGUGAAACAGAUCCUACCCAGAUGCCUGCUGGUAGCAUUGUUGAUAUUAAAGCAGGUGACAUUGAUAAUCUGGUCAGUGCAAAGCCAGGAGUUUCAAAUAUCAUGGAUAUUGGGUCAGGUGAUGUUGACAAUCUGGUCAUUGCAAAGCCAGAAGAUGCAAGUGAAACAGAUUCUACCCAGAUGGCUGGCAGCACUAACAUAGCUAUGUGUAUUGAAACAAGUGAACAGGUAUCUGGUGAGUUGGAAUUAGUCACACAGGGCAACCAAGAAUUUACUCGCGUUUCUGAAGUGACAGUCAAUACCUCACAUGACAGUUUGAAUGUUUCUGUUUGUAAUACUUCUGCAAUUGAGGAUAUUACUGAAAUAGGUUUAAAAGAUGAUGGUAAUUUGAAAGAGGACAGUUGCAGCCGUGAAAGUGUACUUGAAAAUACAAAUGGAAAGGGUUCUUUAAUUGACACUUCACAAAUCAUAGAAAGAAAUGGUAGUAGACAACCUUUGCAUGAAAAUGAAGUUGAAGAUGUAGCUGACACUGAUGAUUACAAUCUGAAAGGAGAUAAUCAGGGCCAUGAUGAUGUGGACACAAAUCUUCAUGAGAAAGAUAAUUCAAUUGACGUUUCACAAACAGCAGAAUCAAACAGUUUUGGAGAAUUAAAUGGCCAACUUGGAGAACCCUGUGUGGUUGAGAAUGACGUGAGACCACAUGAGGAUUCGAUUGAUAGUGAUGGUAAAAAUAAUGUGGAAAAUGCAUCUAAUGAGACUAAAAAUGUAGGUGAACAAUAUGAACUUGCAAAUAUUACGGAACAGUGUUCUCAGAAGUUAAACAGUAUUCAAACCAGAGAAGAUAAUGAGAAAGUUGUGAUGCAUGAAGAAGUAAAUAACAAAGUAACUGAACAUGAACGUGACAUUACAGAAACAACUGGAGUCAGUGAGGAAUAUGCUGACAAAGAGAGGAUUUCAUUUAAAAAGACAUCUACUGAAUAUAAUGACAACCAUGCAAAUAAGGAAUUCCUUGAGGAUUCAUCACCAUCUGAGGAUACUGUUGCUGUGCAAAGAGUAGAUGCAGGUAUUGAGAAUAAAUUACAUUUGUACUUAAAUGCACUCCACUCCAGUAUAACCUUGAAAGAAGACAUUUUAUUUACCGGUAGUUAGUUUUAGGUAAAUUCUUUGGCCACCAAGGGCUGCUUGAGCACUGCCCUGAGUUAAUAGAGAAUGCACCCAGUCUUAAAAACACAGAGAUAUACCAAAAUUCGAAGACCCUUUUUAUGGAGGAAUUAUGUGACGGUCAUUUUCCAAAAUUUUAUCCAGACUGGUCCAAGGGCUAGACAACUUGGAGUUGAAAACACUGCCUUAAUCGCAAGAAAAUUCAGUUAUUCAGGUGCAAAUAUUCCAUGUGAAAAGCAGGUUUAAUUCCAGCUUUAGUUCCAGCAGUCUAAACGUACAUUACAUACAUGUAUUUCGGUUUUAUCAUUGCAUUGGAACAAUAUUGUUUUUUUCUUAGCAUGUACUGACAAUGAAUUGAGCAAACAAGAAUAUAAGUUGAUCAUUAGUUAUGAAUGUUCUUUCAGAUGCUCUUCUUUCUGAAACUAUUACAAACAGCCCCCACAUUCUGAGAGAUUUAGGAUCCUGUUUAGAUACUGAAUACCAGUAUGGUAAGGUACCAUGUUGGAGAGACCUGGCACAACUUUUGGCCAUUUCUCCAGAGGACUAUGAAGAUUGCACCACCUUCUCACUGACAAGCCCAACUGAGGAUUUGUUCAUGUUCCUGUCAGCAACAAAACCUCAACUUACAAUUCAGGAAAUUAAGGAGGCACUGAAAGAAAUCGACAGGCUUGAUGUGGCUCAUCUUCUUGAUAGGAAGAUUGCAGGUUGGUCUCUUGAGUGAAAACAAAGAAAGCAGAAAUAAUAAGACUCAGUCACUGAGGAUCAUAAAAAAUUUACCUGGUUUCCAAAGACACAAUUAUCAUGAAUGAACCUGCACAUAUUUUUUUGUAGAGGAGUGACCCAAAGUCUGCCAAUAGCUAAUCAUUAUUUUACACCCUUCCUGCACACAUUAUUUCCUAGUAACAUCAACCACCUGGAUCCUUCCAUGUAAUCCUUCAGACCCAGUGGUAGCAAUUUCAGUUUUGAGGCAUGUAGGUCUUCACUUGGCCAUGAAAUAAAAAUAUUUUUUGGUCUGAUGGCUUCACUUGGGAAUAGUCUGGACCCCAUUCCCCUUGAUCCACCACAGGGUGGCCAGGCGAACAUUCUUACUGACGCAGUAUUAGAAUAGACACAUAUCUGUUGUAAGACUCAUGAUACGACUAAUUAGGCCCUUUACAGAACAAUAUUUUUUGUCACAUGCUUGGAUACCGGUCGGCAACAGUGGAUGGCAAGUCAUGUAAGUGUUCAUUCAGAUCACAAAGCUUUGAGUGUCAUCCAUUGAAGUAUUCCUAGUUUAAUUAUUCUGUUGAAGACUUAAAAGACGUUUAAAUUAACGUAGAAAAGCUUCGCCUGAUUGUACUCAAAGCUUUGUGAGCCAUUGCUAACUGGUAUCCAAGCACUUUACAAAGUUCUAGGAAGGGCCUAUUUUCUCUGCGGCUUCUGAUUACUGGCUGAGUGGGCCUUGUUUCAUAAAACCAUUUAACGCUAAUUUAAUCUUUUUUCUUUUUGUGAUGGCCUACGGUUAACUGACAGUUAAUUGGAAACUUAUGUUAAACAUGUUAAAAGGACAUCUAUUACGCCUCAAGAAACAUUUUCAAAGACAUUUUUUUGUGUGUCAGGAGUUGACUUAUUCAAUCAAUUUGUUAAUUUUUGUUAUUGUAACAAGCGGUGAUGAUUCUUUUAUUGCUAGGUGGUCUCAUCAGGGAAGAAAGUAUUCUUGGCAAUCUGGUUGAGAGAGAUGACACUGGUAUUCUGGGCCGCAUGGCAAUGAAACUUGACAGAACGAAGACAAACAACUGGAAAGAUCUUGCACUUCAACUGUGUGUACCACCCCGUGUGCUGAGGAACUUUGGGUCUCAUCAGGGGCAUAAUCCAGCCUUAAUGUUGUUCAAGUAUAUUCCAAUAUUUGAUCCAGAUGUGACACUGGAUCACCUUAAAGGCUGUCUGACCUCAAUUGGAAGACAAGAUGCUGUUGCAGUUUUAGAAAAAGCCAGCAUACCAGGUACUUCAAACAAGUAAACUUUUGUUUCAUAUUGAAUAGGACAAAACAAAUCAAUUCUAGUCAUUGCUUUUGACUUAUGUGUGAGCCUGCACCACAGACAGAACUAAAAUUCUCUCAGUCCAUCUGCCAAACAGUACUAAAAUCCUUGUUUUGGGCCCCUACCUGUGUACCAGGGUUUGAGUACGUGCAAUGAUUGGCCUUUAGAAAAAGCCAGUGUCAAUUUGCCAAUCUGGUUUAAGGGAAAUUCAAUACACAUUUCCGUUUGGUGCCCAGAACAAGGAUAUCGGAUUCAGUCUACUUCAAAGACGUUACUAACCGGCAUGAGAUUGUUUUCAGGUAAUGGAAAUUAAGGAAUCUUUAAGGAUUCCUUCUUGCUGACUGUUUGUUUUGCAUUUGAAGGAGAUGAGCCUGUCAAAGACAUUCUCGAUGAUUCAGAUCUACUUGAUCGAAUAACCGACAUGUUGAAUGAUGACUCUACCCAUCAUUGGAGACACCUUGCGAGGGCACUCAAUAUUCCACCUGAAAAAUGCAAGAUCUUUGAACCAACAGAAGACAAUAACAGUCCGACCAAAUUGUUGUUCAAAAGCAUUGAGAAGUGCGAGCCAGAUUUGACAUUUGAAGAACUUGUACUAGCCCUUGUAGCUAUGAAAAGACAAGAUGUCUUAGAUGUCCUUCAAAAAUAUUUUUCAAGUAAGUUCAAUUUUCUAGUUUGAAACCCUAUGCAUGAGUGCCGGGUACUUUCACAGGCAGGUUAUCAGUAAAACUUAGUACUCUUUUUACUUUUAUGUGGAAUUUAUUUUGUUUUACGUCACAAAUAACAGGCCUUUUUAUGGAAACAUUUGUUUCUGGUAGUUAUUAGACUGCAAAACAGUCCGUAUUUUUGCGUAUUCAAGCACGCGCGAGCAGUCAAACAAAAGGUCUGGAACGAGGUUGAAAACAGAGAGCGAGACUGGGGAGAGACGCUAAAAAUACUCUUCGCGCCACGCCUUACCGAUUUCUUUACUGAUUUUGAGAAAAAAACCGACUGGUUUGCAGGCUAGGUAGUUAUCUUCAAGUUGAAAUUAUUGCUUUAACCCCUCUAAGUCGAUUGAUCCUUCAUCGUCACUUUAUAAUGAAGCGUAAAUAUCAUGAAAAUGAUGGAAGUGAUCAUCAAAGAUAAUUAGACUACGAGUAGAUCCCCAUUUUUCCUCAGGGAUAGUAGAGCGGGCGAAACGCGAGCGCGCGUGGAAAUCACCCCACGCGAGAAAGGCGAGACGCGGUGGAGAGAGAGAAAAUGCCGCGUGUCGCCUUUUCUCGCGUGGGCUGAUUUUCACGAGCGCUCGAUAGACCAUUCGAUAGAUUUCACCAAUAUAUCAUGACUAGGAAAAAUUCUAGACUCUGUCCCAGCAGUCAUUUCGAUUUGUAAAGUUGGGAUGGAGGACGGGAAGGAGGAGGAACUGAAGUAAGGUAAAUAGAGGACUGGUAUCUAGCUUAAACUUUUGCUGACUGAUUGCUAUCAUUCCCAUUGGUCAAAAUUUAUUUAUUGGUGACCAUCGAGCAAACGUGAAACAGGUUGCUGGACAAAAUUUAAAAGGUUCCAAAUUUCUUUGACUCCUUUCUGGCUAGAUGAUUGGGGUUGUCUUCUCCUUAGUGGGCAAAAUCUUCGUGCUCAAGCCUACAAAAUCUGGUGCAAGUGGAAAACUGUAAAAUCCCCGAUCGUCUGGGAUUUUCCUUAAUGCCAAGCAUAAAGUGUUUAGGCAGCGACGGACACUCUAUUGGCUCAACUAACAGAUGCAUUGUUAGUUUUCGUUGUUUGAGUUCCAUUGAUCCAGUGAUCUUUUUAUUAUAUCAAGUGUACAUGUUGAUAAUAAGACUAUGUUUGUACACCAGGUGAUGACAUUGAUCAGAUUUUGGAAGAGAACAAUCUCCUUACACCAGCAGAAGAUCCGUUAGUGAACCAGAAGGAAAUCUAG